Messenger RNA from Closterium sp. NIES-65, 2604 nucleotides. Lineage: Eukaryota; Viridiplantae; Streptophyta; Zygnematophyceae; Desmidiales; Closteriaceae. The record is from the annotation of a GenBank genome assembly.
AUGUUGCGCCGCUUCCGAUUCGGUCGACUUGGAUCGCUCCCCAUCCAGCCACACGCCGCCCUCUCGCGCCUCUUUCAGCUACGAAAUGCUCCGCUCACAUCCCUGCGCGCCCUUCCGCGGGAACCCCCGCGCGCAUGUCCCUCUGAUGCGCCUCCGCGCCACUUCACGGUGGUGGCGGGGCGGCGGAACCACGGGGGAGGCGCGAUGAAGCAGCGCCCCAAGGAUUGGCGCCCGCAGUCCACCCCUUUCCACGCGCGCAACCGCAGCCCCCGGCGGAACGACCGCACCGUUCCGCUGGGCCCACGGGGCGGAAACGGGGGCGAUGGCGGAGACGGUUCCGCGGAGAGCGCAGGGCGGAUGCAGCGCGAUGUGGCGGAUCUGGGCGCGGAUUGGCGGCUGGGGCCGGGGGAAGCAGUGGGAAGAGUUAUGUCCGCUCAGGCUAACUUCGUACGCGUGAUUGUAACGAGAUACGGUGUGGAAGGCGAGAGAGAGGGCAUCGAGGCGGGGGAGGAGAGACGCCACGAGGCGCAGCGGAGCAGCAAGUGGGGGAGCAGAGGUGGGCAACGGGAGACUCCAAGAGGCACAGCGGAGCAGCAAGUGGGGGAGCAGAGGCAGCAGGCGGAGGGCGCGGAGGGGAGAGAGGGGAAAGAGGGUAUGGAGAGAAGGGAGGGAAGGGAGGAGGAGAGGGAGGGGGUUGAGUUGCUGUGUGUGGUGCGAGCACUACUUAAGAAACUCAGGAGGAGGGUUCUAGUGGGGGACGUUGUAAGGCUAGGUGGGAUUGAUUGGGCUGCCCGCCAGGCUGUCGUUCAAGACGUUGCCCUGCCCCGGGCAUCUGAAAUUUUGGACCCGCCCGUGGCGAACGCAGACCACCUGCUGCUGCUCUUCUCGCUUGCCCAGCCGCCGCCCGAGCCGUCGAACGUGAGCCGGUUUCUGGUGGCUGCGGAGGCGACAGGUGUCGCCGUGUCAUUGGUGUUCAACAAGGCGGAUCUUGUGGAUGAGCAGUGCAGGAGAGCUGCAGCGGGCGGCAGCGUGGGUUUACUAGAUGCUGUGCGGGAGUGGCAGAAGCGGGCAGCAGAGUGGGGUUACCUGAUGCUCACAUGCAGUGUGGAGCGGCGAAUCGGAAUCCGCCACCUGGCGGGUCCGGGAGGCCUCCUGGCGGGUCGCACUACGGUGAUUGCGGGGCCGAGUGGAGUUGGCAAAUCCAGCCUUAUAAACGCUGUUUUGGGAGAGGCGUAUAACAGGGAUGCUUAUAAAGGGGAGGUUUGUGAUGCAGAUGGUUUGAAGGAGGGAGGGGAGGGAGAAGGUGGAGAGGCUAAAUUUGAGGAGUUGAGGGUUGGGGAGAUUCGUUCCCGCCUAGCUGCCUCCCCCACCCCCUGCGCAUUCGCCGACUGCCGCCACAUUAGCGAGCCCGGGUGUGCGGUGGAUAGCGGUUGGGAGCGGUACCGGCACUACGUGAUGCUGAUGGACGAGAUCAGAGCGCGGGAAGCAGCUGAAAUCCGGGCCGUUGGUACCAAGAGGGAGGGUGAUGUUGCUUCGUCCCCCCAGGUGUCUGUGUCGUGUCAGGUUCCUACGUCUGCUCCAGUCGCUGCGUCGUGCUCCUGCCGGUCGCUUGCCCACCCCACCGUUCUGUGGCACCACCGGAUGGGGCACCCGUCCCUUCCUCGUCUGCGCGCUAUGUCUAGUCAGCGUCUUGUCCUAGGCCUCCCACGUGUCUUGCCGUCGCUGCCGCCUUCGCUUGCGCCGCCGUGUGGUCCCUGCGUCGAGGGUCGGCUGCGCGCCGCCCCUCACUCCUCCUCCCUUCGUCCGGCCACCGAGCCUUUUGAGACGCUUCACUUGGACGUCUGGGGCCCCGCCCCUCGUCUAGGCCCUGAGCGUGAGCGCUACUUUCUGGUGGUCGUUGACGACUUCUCCCGCUACACCACAGUGUUCCCUCUGGCGAAGAAGUCUGAGGUGACUUCUACGCUGAUCAGGUGGUUGCUCACCACCGAGGACACUCGUGGUCGUCGUGUCAGCUGCCUCCACUCCGACCGUGGGGGUGAGUUUCGCUCCGGCAUUCUCGCUGGAUUCUGUCGCGAGCAGGGCAUUCGUCAGUCCUGGACGCUUCCAGAGUCCCCACAGCAGAAUGGGGUUGCUGAGCGCCGCAUAGGCCUGGUCAUGGAGAUCGCCCGCACCUCCCUGACUCACGCCUGUGCCCCCCAUUUUCUGUGGCCCUACGCGGUCAGGUACGCCGCGCACCAGCUGAACCUCUGGCCACGUGUCUCUCGACCAGAGGUUUCACCGACCAGUCUUUGGACAGGGUCCCCUGGUGUUGCGUCGCGGUUUCGUGUCUGGGGGUGCUUGGCUCUUGUCCGCGACACCUCCGCGGACAAGCUCUCGCCUCGUGCCGUCCCCUGUGUCUUCCUUGGUUUCCCUGAGGACUCCUCUGACUUCACCUUUUACCACCCUCCCUCUCACCGGUUCUUUGACUCCCGUGACGUCCGUUUCGAGGAGUCCACUCCGUACUACGUCACGUACCCCAGUCGAGGCUACUCCUCCUCCUUCGGUAGCCUCUCCGGUACAGCCUCCCUCCCCACAGUCCUCCUCGCAGCGUGCCGCAGGUGCUAG